UGCUAGAUUUGUCUUGGGUAUGCUUUCAAAAUUAUUAUAACUCCGGAUUAUUUUAUAAAUUUCGCAAAGGAUGAUUAAUUGAUAAUAGAAAGAAUAUUUAACUUAUCAUAUUAAUUGUGCAUUAGUAAGUAUAAAAUUUCAAAUGGUUGAAGACCUCAAGUUUAACUACCCACUUAUCACAAGUUUUUGUUUUUUGUUUUUUUUUGGUUUGGUAGAAAAUUCCUCAGAAGUUUAUUGAAUGUUUCAAAGAGGAAUUGUCAACAUGGUGUACACUAAUCGGACCAAAUGAAAGCAAAUGGAGAGUGAAGUGUUCAAGCUCAGCCGAAAAUGAAAUUCAUACGAAAUUCACAGACGGAUGGGAGAAGUUUGUCAAUGAUCAUAGAAUACAAGUUGGUGACAUUGUGGUGUUUCGUUAUGCUGGAGAUUCGUCGUUUAAAGUCUUUGUAUUCGAUGGGAAGAAUAGUUGCGAAAGGGAGGGCUCUCACUUUACGAGUAACACAUCUUCUAGCUCACACAAAUUUACUUGUACGAGCACUUUGCACUUUAACAGGGCUGAUAACAACAAUAGUCCGGGUACGAAUAUGAGUACUCCUGUUCCCGCUCCUGCUCCUACUCCUGCCCCGACUCCUAAUCCUGCUGCUGCUGCUGCUCCUGCUCCUGCUCCUGCUCCUACUCCUACUCCUGCGCCGACUCCUAUUCCUACUCCUACCCCGACUCUUAAACCUGCUGCUGCUGUUGCUGUUGGAAGUUCGCAGAAACCAAUUGAGAUUGAUGAGGAAGACCAUGAGUAUGACUCUGCUACUACUGUUGAAACAACUGAUGAGUCUGAGAACGAGUAUGUUUCAGGGAGCCGGAAAACUCCCCAACUGGUCAGAGUACACAUAUCUAAUAGGAGGGAUCCUACAGAUGAAGAAAAGAACAUAGCUGUCGAAAAGGCUACCAGAUUUAUGGAGGCUAUUGCAAGGCAGAACAAGAUUCAGAGCGCGCCUAUGUUUCAGAUAACCUUAGUGCCUUCACAUGUUACUAAACUUUUUAAACUGACAAUUCCAAAUAAAUGGGCAUUAGAGCAUAUGGUCGAAGGCACUCAAAAGGUGAGGCUGCAGGUUGGAAACCGAAGCUGGAUUGUUGGAUACAGACGUUCAGAAAUUGGGAAUCGUUAUAUUCAUCACUACCUCAAUCCAAACUGGCCGAACUUUGUGGUUGAUAAUAAUUUGGAGGUGGAUGAUGUAUGUGUGUUCGAGCUGAUUCAAAAAGGACCUUUGCCUGUCUUUAACGUCUACAUAUUUCGUGCCAUUUAUAACAUUGUUCCCUUGACAAAGUCAUGUUACAUGACUAAAGCUAAGAGAAAGAUCGAAUUACAAUAG
Messenger RNA from Chenopodium quinoa (quinoa), 1364 nucleotides. Its product is annotated as B3 domain-containing protein REM16-like. The record is from RefSeq and is a predicted model, not a curated record. The coding region runs from base 582 to 1364 and encodes 260 amino acids. Gene Ontology annotation, molecular function: DNA binding. NCBI's taxonomy places the organism in Eukaryota, Viridiplantae, Streptophyta, Magnoliopsida, Caryophyllales, Amaranthaceae. The transcript is spliced from 3 exons.